GAAUGAGAAUGCAGUCACCAACAGACAACCCUCGCCUCAAUUCUUCCUUUCUUUCUUUAAAGAUCACCACGUCCUCCCUAGGAAUUUCCUCCUUUCAAUCUCCAUAUCAUUUCUAGGACCAGAGUCGAUAAUCAAUUCGCUAUGGACGCUAUCAAACAGACUUUCAGGCGCUGCAAGGAGCAGAACAGGUCUGCGCUGGUAACAUAUGUCACUGCUGGUUACCCCAAGCCCGAGGACACACCCAACAUCCUCCUGGCUCUCGAGAAGGGUGGCGCCGACGUUAUCGAAGUCGGUGCGCCGUUCACCGACCCAAUUGCCGAUGGUCCUACGAUCCAAACUGCCAACACGAUCGCUCUCGAGAAUGGCGUCACAAUCGAGUCCACGCUGGCGAUGGUGAAGGAGGCCCGAUCUCGCGGUCUCAAGGCCCCCGUUAUGCUUAUGGGAUACUACAACCCUCUUCUAAGCUACGGUGAGGAGAAGCUGCUCCAGGACUGCCACUCCUCCGGUAUCAAUGGCUUCAUCGUCGUCGACUUGCCUCCCGAGGAGGCUAUUUCCUUCCGAAAGCUCUGCAACAAGGGCCGUCUCUCAUAUGUUCCUCUUAUCGCUCCCGCUACAUCAGAUACCCGAAUGAAGAUUCUCUGCCAGCUCGCCGAUUCAUUCAUCUACGUCGUUUCCCGCAUGGGCGUCACUGGCGCUACCGGCACUCUUAACGCGAACCUUCCCGAUCUUCUGGAGCGAGUGAAGAAGUACAGCGGCAACAAGCCCGCCGCUGUCGGUUUCGGUGUCAGCACUCGAGAGCACUUCCUAAGUGUCGCUACUUUGUCAGACGGUGUCGUCGUCGGCAGUCAGAUCAUCACCACCAUCAAGAACGCCGCUCCCGGCCAGGCUCUUGCCGAUGUCGAGAAGUACUGUGCCUACCUAUCAGGUCGCGAUUCCGAUGAGAACACAAGAGAGGUCGGACUUGUUGAGGCUGUUGCUGGUGCUAAGGAGCCCAGCGGCGAGAACGUUACCGUCAGUGGUACUGUCACAGAUGCCGAUAUCACUGCCGAGGAGGACAGCGCCCUGGUUGCUCAGCUCGCUGCUCUUCACGGCAAGAUCCCCGAGCGAUUUGGCGAGUUCGGUGGUCAGUACGUUCCUGAGAGUCUGAUGGACUGCCUGUCACAACUGGAGGAUGGAUUCAAUGCGAUCAAGGACGACCCUUCUUUCUGGGAGGAGUACCGAUCUUACUACGAGUACAUGGGGCGACCCGGCCACUUGCACUUGGCUGAGCGACUCACUGAGCACGCUGGUGGUGCCAACAUCUGGCUCAAGCGUGAGGAUCUGAACCACACUGGUAGUCACAAGAUCAACAACGCUCUGGGACAGCUUCUCCUUGCUCGAAGACUCGGAAAGAAACGCAUUAUCGCUGAGACUGGUGCUGGUCAGCACGGUGUUGCUACCGCUACCGUUUGUGCCAAGUUUGGUAUGGAGUGCACAGUUUACAUGGGAGCUGAGGACGUCCGACGACAGGCCCUCAACGUAUUCCGUAUGCGACUUCUCGGCGCCAAGGUUGUUGCUGUCGAAGCUGGCAGCAAGACUCUUCGAGACGCUGUCAACGAGGCCCUCCGCGCUUGGGUCGUUGACUUGGAUACUACCCACUACAUCAUCGGUUCUGCCAUCGGACCUCACCCCUUCCCUACCAUUGUCCGAACCUUCCAGUCAGUGAUCGGUAACGAGACCAAGCAACAAAUGCUCGAGAAGCGAGGCAAGCUUCCCGAUGCUGUUGUGGCUUGUGUUGGUGGUGGCAGUAACGCUGUCGGCAUGUUCUAUCCCUUCGAGAAUGAGCCUACUGUCAAGCUUCUGGGUGUUGAGGCAGGUGGUGACGGUGUUGAUACCGCCAGACAUAGUGCUACUCUCACUGGUGGUUCCAAGGGUGUCUUACAUGGUGUGAGGACAUAUGUUCUCCAGGACAAGCAUGGUCAAAUCACCGAGACACAUUCCGUUUCCGCUGGUCUUGAUUACCCCGGUGUCGGACCUGAGCUGAGCUCUUGGAAGGACAACGAGCGAGCCAAGUUCGUUGCUGCCACUGAUGCUGAGGCAUUCCUUGGCUUUAAACUCAUGAGUCAGCUCGAGGGUAUCAUUCCUGCUCUUGAGACUGCUCACGGUAUCUUUGGUGCCAUUGAGCUUGCCAAGACAAUGAAGAAGGGUGAGGAUAUUGUCAUCUGCCUGAGUGGCCGUGGUGACAAGGACGUGCAGAGCGUCGCUGAUGAGCUGCCCAAGUUGGGCCCCAAGAUUGGUUGGGAUCUCCGUUUCUAGAUUAAAAGUGAUACCAUGUUUGGAUUAUGUAGCAACCAUUGAAAUGACAGUAUGAACAAAAAAGUCUUUUCUAUCGUGGCUCUGGCGGGUUGGCGAUACAAUGGUUGGAAGGCGUUGAAAAUGGGGGGUUUUGGUACAUAUUAUACAUAAGACAUUUUACACCGUAAUCUUUUGCUCGCCUUGUGUCUUUCUGGCUUCCAUCUCUGCAUCGAGCUCCUUGAAUAACAGGGCCUCGUCCUCAUCUGACAGCUCUUGAAUGCCCUCCAAAUCAGCCAAAUCCUCGUCACCCAACACAAACUCCUGCGCCAGAAGUUCGCCCAGCGUCGCUUGACUACGCUUGCUUAGGGGCCCCGGAGUAGCGAAAUCGAGCGCAUACUGAAUAAUAUCAUCCCGGUCCUCAAUCUCCUUGGGCGGCAUACCCAGAGCAACACGCUCCUCGUUAAACCGCUUCUGAAUAUCCUUGGACUGCAUGAGCAGCCACCUCAAGUUCCAGCCACCGGGGCCAAGCUCCUUUAUCCUGGCGGGCUUGCUCUUGAGAAGAUAUUCCUGGAGACCACCCUCUCGGCGGAUGGUCUUGAGAACUCGGAGUGUGAGGCGGGUCUUGACGUUGGCUUGUAUUGCGGGUAGCCUGAAGACCUUGACGUGAACGUUUGGACGCCAGAAUCGACGGGCCUUGUUGUUGUACUUUUCCGCAACAGUGUUACCGAAACGAAUUCUCGCUGAGCCGUAUAGACCCUUGUUGGACUGCUUGUAGACUCUUCGCUCGCCAUAGGGGUAUGGGGGGAUCAGACGGUUGGGCAGAAGAUGUGACUUGAUCGUCUUGGUCUGCUGAGGAAGAGUUGUGCUGAAUAGUCGAGCGGGAGUCGCUGUUGAUGAUGAGGCCAGGGCCCUCAGAGCCGGCCGAGCGGGGGCCCAGGACGCCAUGAUAUUCGUUAUCGAAUCUCGGAGUGUGAUUUUCUGGUUAUAUACGAGACAUUGGUCUUCAAUUGACGUCGAGGCGGGCGGAGAUUUUCGAGCGCGGAGUGCCCCCUUCGAGAUGCGCUGAUCGUCGACGAUAUCAAUGACCUUUUGGAGUUGAGAUUUUUGGACUGUCGUUGUU
Messenger RNA from Fusarium odoratissimum NRRL 54006, 3394 nucleotides. Its product is annotated as tryptophan synthase. Gene Ontology annotation, molecular function: tryptophan synthase activity. Lineage: Eukaryota; Fungi; Ascomycota; Sordariomycetes; Hypocreales; Nectriaceae. The coding region runs from base 142 to 2295 and encodes 717 amino acids. Gene Ontology annotation, cellular component: cytoplasm. Gene Ontology annotation, biological process: L-tryptophan biosynthetic process. The record is from RefSeq and is a predicted model, not a curated record. The transcript has 6 exons.